AAUCAGUCAGUCAGCUCCACAUCCAGAAGCUCCUGCGGCCAGAUACACGCAUCACUCCGCACUCGAGGUGCCAAAACUGCGGCUCUGACACAACUCCGGGUCGGUGGAAGUGGGGAAGCUUGACAGUUUUCUCAAAGGGGGACUCUGGUGAUUUAGACACCCCCUUCAUCCUUCUUCUACUUCUUCCUGGGGAUUGCUACUUUCUAUUUUUUUUUUUCCUGCCUCCUCUUGCUGUUGUGUGACUUUGGCUUUGAGAGAGAUUUACAGUGCGUGUUUUCCGGACAUGUCUUUCCCUCAGCUGGGGUACCCCCAGUUCCUCAGUGCCUCACAUGAGGUGUACGGGGGCGAGCGACCGGCCUCUGCCCGGGAAGGAGGCACUGAAGGCGGCGUGAGCUCGUCCGCUACCGCCGCGGCUGUCGGCUCCAUGCUUGGGAUGUACGGGAGCCCGUGGGCGGCUCACAACUACAGUGCCUUCCUGCCGUACAGCGGAGCCACAGACCUCGCCCUCAUAACCCAGAUGAGCUCCCAAUAUGAGCUGAAGGACAGCCCGGGGUCCCACCCUGCCUCUCUACCUGUCCACGCCGCCCAAGGCUUCUACCCAUACGGCCAGUACCCGUACGGGGACCCGUCCAGGGCCAAGACGGCCACCCGGGAGACCACCAGCACCCUGAAGGCCUGGCUGCAGGAGCACCAGAAGAACCCCUACCCCACCAAAGGAGAGAAGAUAAUGCUUGCUAUCAUCACCCGAAUGACACUCACACAGGUGUCGACGUGGUUCGCGAACGCCCGCAGACGCCUGAAGAAGGAGAACAAGGUAACCUGGGGCCGCAGCGCCGAGGACCGGGACGGCCGCAUCUUCAGCAGCGACAACGAGGACGAGCACGGCAAGAACGGCAGCGACGACGAAGACGAAGAGGAGGAAAUUGAUUUGGAAACUGUCGAUAUCGAGAGACCCGAGGAACAGCGAGCGGGGGAGCAGGGCUCCGGGAAGGGAGAGGGAGAGGCAGAGGGAGAGGCAGGCCUGGCCGACAGAGAGCAAGCCUCGGAGCCGAAGAGCUCAGAGAGCAGCAGGACACUUUCUGUGGACGGCCUGAGAGGAGUGGAGGCGGCUAUUUCUCUCAAUAGAUCGCCUGUUGUCAAACUCGCAGUGGAUCUUUCUCCAAACAGACAGGAGUGCCAGAGACCACCGCAGAGCAAACCCAAAAUCUGGUCCCUGGCUGAGACCGCCACGGCCCCGGACAGCUCUCACAAACCUUCCCCCGCGGCCCAUGCGCACCACGCGGCUUUGGCCUCCGCCGGCCACCCGGCCUUACUCCCGGGUCAUGGGAUUUAUACAUGCCAGAUUGGCAAGCUGCACAACUGGGCCAACGCGGCUUUUCUGAAUGCCAACUCUCUUUUGAACAUGAGGUCGCUCCUCGGCGGGGCGCCGGCCGGACACCUGCCUCUCCACGGCGCGGUGCCGGUUGUGCGUCAUGACGCACGGCAGGCGGCGGCUGGCCCCGGGACUUCGGGAACGGAGGAUGACAGUGAUCUAGAGUCGUCAGGAAGCUUCAGUCCAAAAAGAGAUGACGAAGAGAGCGACCACAGGCCUGAUUCCCUCAAGUCCCCAUUCCAGCUGAUCAGUGACAGACCUCACCAUGGGACAGCACCACAGCGAGUUCUGACAACGACAUUAUGAGAAGACAAAGGGAAAAGAAAGAAAGGAAUAACUUUAUUUAACGGAGAACAGUUUAACGAAGGCUAUUUUUCUGACAGUGCGACCUGUCAUAGUAUUACUGUUUAGCUUCUACAUGCAAAAGAGAUGGUUGUUUUUGUCACAGAUUUGUAUUGUAUCUCUCCUUUAUGUCCUAUGUUUCUUCCUCGCCUCCUCUGUUGUGAAUGGAAACCUUGAAUAAUUGUAAAUACAGGAUAUGAAUUUGUCUUUAAAGAAUAUAUUUUUUGGGAACUAAAUAAAUGUCAUUAUAGUCA
Molecule: messenger RNA, 1968 nt
Organism: Sander lucioperca (pikeperch)
Lineage: Eukaryota; Metazoa; Chordata; Actinopteri; Perciformes; Percidae
Gene: irx1b
Product: iroquois homeobox 1b
Exons: 5
Coding region: 284-1678 (464 amino acids)
Biological process (GO): regulation of transcription by RNA polymerase II; neuron differentiation; cell development
Cellular component (GO): nucleus
Molecular function (GO): DNA-binding transcription factor activity, RNA polymerase II-specific; RNA polymerase II cis-regulatory region sequence-specific DNA binding
Source: RefSeq, a predicted model, not a curated record